Molecule: messenger RNA, 1877 nt
Organism: Cucumis sativus (cucumber)
Lineage: Eukaryota; Viridiplantae; Streptophyta; Magnoliopsida; Cucurbitales; Cucurbitaceae
Exons: 2
Coding region: 35-1114 (359 amino acids)
Molecular function (GO): zinc ion binding; nucleic acid binding
Source: RefSeq, a predicted model, not a curated record
ACUCUGUGAAUCUACAGCAGCUAAUUAUAUUUAGAUGGAGAAACAUGAAGUUGCUCGUCCCAUUAGCACCAUUCUCGAUGGAACUAAUUAUAUCACUUGGGCCCACCAAAUGAGGAGUUUUUUGAUAGGUCGAAAACUGUGGCGCAUCGUUACUGGAGAUAUCACUAAACCAGUCAAACCUACUCCUCUGAUGGACACCACUGAAAAUAUUGAUACAGACCCAUCUGAUGUCACUGUUCAAGAGACGACUGCAGAAACCGACAAAUACAUUGAACGUCUUGAGGAUUGGGAUAGCAAAAACCAUCAGAUCAUUACUUGGUUAGGUAACACCUCUAUUCCAGCCAUUCACACACAAUUUGAUGCAUUUGAUACGGCAAAAGAACUCUGGGAUUUUCUGUCCACACGUUUUCAGUCUAUUGGACUUGCUCACUAUUACCAAUUGCACUCUCGACUUGUUAGUCUAAAUCAGGAGGGAGGACAAUCUGUGAACGAGUAUCUUGCAACUCUUCAACCAAUAUGGACUCAGUUAGAUCAAGCAAAAAUCAAUCCGGAGCAUAUUCGCCUCAUCAAAGUUCUUAUGGGUCUUCGCCCAGAGUAUGAAUCAGUCCGUGCCGCAUUGUUACAUCGUAACCCUCUGCCGAGUCUUGAUGCUGCCAUACAAGAAAUCUUAUUUGAGGAAAACCGCCUUGGCAUUGUUUCCUCUCUGCCAUCUGAUGUCGCUCUUGCAACCACCCAUUCACGAUCGGCUAAUGAGUCUAUUUUCUGCAAAAAUUGCAAACUUCAUGGUCAUAAGUUUGCUAAUUGUCCUACUAUUGAGUGCAGGUAUUGCCACAAACGAGGUCAUAUCUUGGACAACUGUCCCACCCGUCCACCCCGUCCUCCUGGUGCUCCAUAUAAACCCAAGUCCUCCACUAAAUACAGUUCUCCACCUAUUGUUGCUGCUGCUACCCCAUCUGAUAUCACCACACCUCAGAAUUUUCAGUUAAAUGAUCUUCAUGACUUACUGAAACAGGUGAUCUCUUCCAACUCUACUGCUCUUGCCGUCACUCCAGGUUCAGGAUUCUCAAACGGGGCAAGUGAUUGGUACGGGACGGAAGGUGGGACGAUUAUUUGAGCUUACAUAUCUUCAGCAAUCUCCUGAGUUUCCACCUAUCUCUGCACCAGUCACUGAUACCUCUAUAUAUCAGUGGCACCUUCGUCUAGGUCAUGCAUCCUCUGAUAAACUUCGUAAUUUAGUUUCUACUGGUAAUUUGAAUAAUGUCUCAAAAUUCAGUCAUUUUGAUUGCUUAAAUUGCAAACUUGCAAAACAACCUGCUUUAUCAUUUCCUAAUUCCACCUCUCUAUGUAAUAAGCCUUUUGACCUUAUUCAUUCUGACAUUUGGGGUCCUGCUCCUUGUACUACCGUUAAUGGUUAUCGAUACUUUGUCUUAUUUAUUGAUGACUAUUCUCGUUUUACUUGGAUUUACUUUCUUAAAAAUCGUUCUUCCUUAUAUCAAAUAUAUGUUGAUUUUGCAAAUAUGAUUCACACUCAAUUCUCCAGCAAAAUUAAAAUCUUUCGAACUGAUAAUGCGAUGGAAUAUAAGGACUCUCAACUUCUUUCCUUCCUUGCCCAGCAAGGCACUCUGAUUCAACGCUCCUGUCCUCACACCUCUCAGCAAAAUGGAAGAGCUGAACGCAAACAUCGUCACAUUCUUGACUCUGUUCGUGCUCAGCUUCUAUCUGCUGCUUGUCCAGAAAAAUUCUGGGGCGAAGCUGCCCUCACCUCUGUCUAUGUCAUCAAUCGUCUUCCUUCAAAAGUCACUAAAAAUGUUUCUCCCUUUGAAAGACUAUACGGUACUUCCCCUUCUUACUCCAAUCUAAAAAUUUUUGGUUGUGCA